GGUGAGGAUAGAUGCCAGACUUUUGGGUUUUGGCCGGGUUCAAACCUUUAUAAUAUGAUAUGGAGAGCCAUAAUUGAAGUAGAAUGGAGAGAAAAUAGGGGCAUUGCCUUAACCCACUACUCCACUAGCUCCAAUCUGUUUAAAUUCUUGAAUCGUUCAGAAUCUGUGGUGGCGAGUUGUAACUAACCCAGGAAUCUCUGGUCUGUUUCAUUUUUUUUAGCUUUCGAUCUGGAUCUCAUUCUCCCCUCCUAAUAUAUACCACUAGCUUCCAUCCUCACCCUCCACAUUUCUUGAUUUUCCGAUGGCCACUUCUACUUGCUCCGAUGUUAAUCUAACCCUACUUCUCAGUGGAGCCGCCAACGCCACGGCCGCGGCUCAAUACAUUUGCGAUCAAUUCAACGGCGUGAAAGACAAAUUCGCCGACACUGGCCACGCCGUCGACACCACCUUCCUCCUCUUCUCCGCCUACCUAGUAUUCGCCAUGCAGCUCGGCUUCGCAAUGCUUUGCGCCGGCUCGGUGAGGGCGAAGAACACUAUGAACAUAAUGCUGACGAAUGUGAUCGACGCUGCCGCCGGCGGCCUCUUCUACUUCCUCUUCGGCUUCGCGUUCGCCUUCGGCGGCCCGACCAACGGCUUCAUCGGCCGCCAGAACUUCGGCCUCACGAGCAUGCCGUCGGAGUCGUUCGACUACGGCUACUUUCUCUACCAGUGGUGCUUCGCCAUCGCGGCGGCCGGGAUCACCAGCGGAUCAAUCGCCGAGAGAACGCAGUUCACGGCGUAUCUGUUGUACUCGUCGUUGUUGACCGGGUUUGUUUACCCGGUUGUGGCCCACUGGUUCUGGUCCGGGGACGGGUGGGCCAGUCCGGCGAGAAGCGAUGGGAAUCUUCUGUUGGGAACCGGAGUUAUUGAUUUUGCCGGUUCAGGGGUUGUUCAUUUGGUCGGCGCGGUCGCCGGUCUAUGGGGCGCUGUUAUUGAAGGCCCCCGGAUCGGCCGGUUCGACCAUUCCGGAAAACCGGUUGCGAUCAAGGGCCAUAACGGGUCGUUAGUGGUGUUAGGCACGUUUCUGUUGUGGUUCGGUUGGUACGGGUUUAACCCCGGUUCAUUCGUAACCAUCUUCAAAGCCUACGGAAAUAGCGGCGCAUAUUACGGGCAGUGGAGCGCCGUCGGGAGGACAGCGGUAACCACCACGCUCUCCGGCUGCACGGCGGCGCUAACGACUCUAUUCGGGAAAAAGGUCCUGAUCGGCCACUGGAACCUCACCGACGUCUGCAACGGCCUCCUAGGCGGGUUCGCCGCGAUCACGAGCGGCUGCUCGGUGGUGGAUCCGUGGGCCGCCGUCGUGUGCGGCUUCGUGGCGGCGUGGGUUCUCAUCGCCUGCAACAAACUAGCCGAGGUACUCCAGUACGACGACCCCCUGGAGGCGGCACAGCUCCACGGCGGGUGCGGCGCCUGGGGGAUCAUAUUCACCGCCCUCUUCGCUAAAUCCAAGUACGUGGACGAGGUGUACCCCGGCAAGCCAGGGCGGCCGCACGGGCUGAUCCUCGGCGGCGGAGGGAAGCUAUUAGCGGCGCAUGCGAUCCAGAUUGUGGUGAUCGUUGGGUGGACGAGUAUCACAAUGGGUCCGUUGUUUCUUUUACUGCACAAAUUAGAGCUUCUGAGGAUACCGCACGACGAUGAAAUGGCGGGUAUGGACCUCACCAGCCAUGGCGGAUAUGCUUACAAUGACGACGAUUUUGGAGAGUCCAAUAGAAGAAGGGAAUUAGCCAUGGUUCAGCAGCAGCAACAGCAACAGGUGGUUUAGUCUGUAAAUAUAUUGCAUAGGAAUAAUUAAGGUAGAAAUUUUUGUACUAAUCAGAUCAAUAAAUGAAACAUUGUUUUGAUCCAAA
Molecule: messenger RNA, 1886 nt
Organism: Ipomoea nil (Japanese morning glory)
Lineage: Eukaryota; Viridiplantae; Streptophyta; Magnoliopsida; Solanales; Convolvulaceae
Product: ammonium transporter 1 member 1-like
Exons: 1
Coding region: 302-1801 (499 amino acids)
Biological process (GO): ammonium transmembrane transport; ammonium homeostasis
Cellular component (GO): membrane
Molecular function (GO): ammonium channel activity
Source: RefSeq, a predicted model, not a curated record